Molecule: messenger RNA, 891 nt
Organism: Helianthus annuus (common sunflower)
Lineage: Eukaryota; Viridiplantae; Streptophyta; Magnoliopsida; Asterales; Asteraceae
Product: putative vesicle-associated membrane protein 726
Exons: 5
Coding region: 64-726 (220 amino acids)
Biological process (GO): vesicle-mediated transport
Cellular component (GO): membrane
Source: RefSeq, a predicted model, not a curated record
CCAUUUGAUGUUUUUACAUUUUGGUUUUUGAAAUUUUGUUGAAGGGGUUUUGGAGAAGAGAAAAUGGGGCAGAAAUCCUUAAUCUACAGCUUCGUGGCGAGAGGGACGGUGAUCCUGGCCGAGUAUACCGAGUUCAAGGGGAAUUUCACCACCGUUGCGGCCCAAUGCCUUCAAAAACUUCCUGAAAACAACAAUCGGUUCACGUAUAGUUGCGAUGGCCAUACGUUUAACUACCUCAUGGAUAAUGGAUAUACGUUCUGCAUUGUUGCAGUCGAUUCUGUUGCUAAGCAACUUCCAAUGGCGUUCUUGGAACGUACCAAAGACGAGUUCAAUAAGAAAUAUGCAGGAGGCAAAGCUUCAACUGCUGCUGCCAAGAGCCUGAGCAAAUCAUUCGGGCCAAAGAUGAAGGAACAGAUGAAAUGGUGUAUGACUCAUCCUGAGGAGAUCGACAAGGUUGCUAAGGUGAAGGCACAGGUUGAUGAAGUCAAGGGAGUUAUGAUGGACAACAUCGAGAAGGUUCUUGAUCGUGGAGAGAAGAUUGAACUAUUGGUCGAUAAAACUGACAACCUUCGCAACCAGGCAAAUGAUUUCAAGAAACAAGGAACCAAGAUGAAAAGGAAGAUGUGGAUUCAGAAUAUGAAGAUCAAACUUGUCGUGUUUAGCAUCGUACUCGUUUUGAUUAUGUUGGUGGUUCUCUCAAUCUGCAACAACAUAAGGUGCUUUUGAAGGUCACCAAAUACUCCCUAUUCUGCAAGGCUUAACCAGAAGUGUAUUCUACAUUGACUACCUUUGUUUACAUUCUUCUCCUGCUUGUCUUUUAGGAGGUAGGAGUUUUUUUGGGCAUUUUUCAUGCUUGAUGUACAUGUUGUAAUAUCAUAAUUUUUUUGGGCA